Messenger RNA from Brassica oleracea var. oleracea, 821 nucleotides. RefSeq lists its product as uncharacterized. Gene Ontology annotation, biological process: shoot system development; root development. The record is from RefSeq and is a predicted model, not a curated record. Lineage: Eukaryota; Viridiplantae; Streptophyta; Magnoliopsida; Brassicales; Brassicaceae. The coding region runs from base 30 to 821 and encodes 263 amino acids. The transcript has a single exon.
UUCGCUCAUUAACAAGAGAGAAACAAAAAAUGGCUGUCUCCUUCCACGUUCGAUCUAACAGUUACCCCUCCAGACUUCACCCACAAGCUGCUCAUGUUGAUGAGCAGUUAACUCGACUGAGAUCUUCUGAUGAAACCUCGACAUCUUCAAGCUCUUCUAUAUGUCAAAGACUUGACAAACUUCAAGAUCUUCACGAGUCUCUUGACAAACUUAUUCGCCUACCUUUCACACAACAUACUUUACCUCUAGAGAAGAACAAGAAAGCUGUCGAGCAGAUUCUUGAUGGAUCUCUCAGGAUCUUGGAUCUGUGCAACAUUUCCAAGGAUGCUUUGUCGCAGAUGAAAGAGGGUCUCAUGGAGAUCCAGUCGAUGCUGAGAAGAAAGCGCGGAGAUCUAUCGGGAGAGGUCAAGAAGUACUUAGCCUCAAGAAAAUCCAUCAAGAAGUCAUUGCAAAAGGUCUUUAAGAGUUUGAAGAUCAAACAAGACCAAGAGUGCAACGACGAGUCUUUGGCAGCGUUUGGAGAAGCAGAAGCUAUUACAGUUGGUCUGUUUGAUUCUCUGUUGUGCUUCAUGUCUGGAUCGAAGACAUGUAGCAAAUGGUCACUUGUCUCAAAGCUAAUGAACCAGAAGAAAGUUACAUGUGAAGCACAAGCAAAUGAAUUCAAAAGAGUUGACUCUGAAUUCGAAUCAGAGAAGACUUUGAAAAUGGAUGAUGUGCAGAUCCUAGAGUCAUGCAUUCACGAUCUUGAAGAUGGACUUGAAUCUCUUUCCAAGUCCUUGAUUAAAUACCGAGUUUCGAUUCUUAACACCUUAGGCCAUUAA